AUGGCUGUCCUGGAACCAAACGACUGGGAGGAGACGAGGCUCCGCCUCAGCAGCCUGGCCCCUCCCCGCUAGGCCCCGCCCAGAGCCCACCCCCUCGGCCUGGGCAGCACGGGUUGUGAGGUGUUUCAGCACAGCGCCUGCGCAGUGGACAGCGGCGCGAGGGGCGGGGCGAGGCUUUAUAACCACUUUGUCAACGCCGUUUGGUUUCUGUCUUGGAGAGGGCGGCGGCGACUGGGGCGCCGGUUGGGGGGCUGCUGAGGCGGGAGCUGUGGUGGCGCUGGGCGCCCCUCGCCUCUCGGCCCUUGGGGGCGAUGGGCUCGGAGAAGGACUCCGAGUCGCCGCGCUCUACAUCCCUACACGCGGCUGCGCCGGACCCCAAGUGCCGCAGCGGCGGCCGGCGCAGACGCCUCACCUUCCACGGCGUCUUCUCUGCCUCGGCCCGCGGCCGCCGCGCCCGGGCCAAGCCGCAGGCCGAGCCGCCCUCCCUCAGUUUGGAUUAUGCUGUUAUUGCCUAUGGCUGUGCCAGCUGCCCAAAGCUGACCUGUGAGAGGGAAGGUUGCCAGACUGAGUUCUGCUACCAUUGCAAGCAAAUAUGGCAUCCAAAUCAGACAUGCGAUAUGGCCCGGCAGCAGAGGGCACAGACUUUGCGAGUACGGACCAAGCACACUUCGGGGCUCAGUUAUGGGCAAGAAUCUGGACCAGCAGAUGACAUCAAGCCAUGCCCACGAUGCAGUGCUUACAUUAUCAAGAUGAAUGAUGGAAGCUGUAAUCAUAUGACCUGUGCAGUGUGUGGCUGUGAAUUCUGUUGGCUUUGUAUGAAAGAGAUCUCAGACUUGCAUUACCUCAGCCCCUCUGGCUGCACUUUCUGGGGCAAGAAGCCAUGGAGCCGUAAGAAGAAAAUUCUUUGGCAGUUGGGCACAUUGAUUGGUGCUCCGGUGGGGAUUUCCCUCAUUGCUGGCAUUGCCAUUCCUGCCAUGGUCAUUGGCAUUCCUGUUUAUGUUGGCAGGAAGAUUCACAGCAGGUAUGAAGGAAGGAAAACCUCCAAACAUAAGAGGAAUUUGGCUAUCACAGGAGGUGUGACUUUGUCGGUCAUUGCAUCCCCAGUUAUUGCUGCAGUUAGUGUUGGUAUUGGCGUCCCCAUUAUGCUGGCUUAUGUCUACGGGGUUGUGCCCAUUUCUCUCUGUCGCGGAGGCGGCUGUGGAGUUAGCACGGCCAAUGGAAAGGGAGUGAAAAUUGAGUUUGAUGAAGAUGAUGGCCCAAUCACAGUGGCAGAUGCCUGGCGAGCCCUCAAGAACCCCAGCAUUGGAGAAAGCAGCAUUGAAGGUCUGACUAGUGUCUUGAGCACCAGUGGAAGCCCUACAGAUGGACUCAGUGUUAUGCAGGGUCCAUACAGCGAAACAGCCAGCUUUGCAGCCCUCUCAGGGGGCACACUGAGUGGUGGCAUUCUUUCCAGUGGCAAGGGAAAAUACAGCAGGUUAGAAGUCCAAGCCGAUGUCCAAAAGGAAAAUUUCCCCAAAGACACAGCCAGUCUUGGUGCAAUUAGUGACAACGCAAGCACUCGCGCUAUGGCCGGUUCCAUAAUCAGUUCCUACAACCCACAGGACAGAGAAUGCAACAAUAUGGAAAUCCAAGUGGACAUUGAAGCCAAACCAAGCCACUAUCAGCUGGUGAGUGGAAGCAGCACAGAGGACUCGCUCCAUGUUCAUGCUCAGAUGGCAGAGAAUGAAGAAGACGGUGGUGGUGGUGGUGGCAGCAGCAGCAGCAGUGAAGAGCAUCCCUCCUGCAGACACCAAAGCUGUGAACAGAAAGACUGCCUGGCCAGCAGACCUUGGGACAUCAGCCUGGCCCAGCCUGAGAGCAUCCGCAGUGACCUGGAGAGCUCUGAUACACAGUCAGAUGAUGUGCCAGACAUCACUUCCGAUGAGUGUGGCUCCCCUCGCUCCCAUACUGCAGCCUGCCCCUCGACUCCCAGAGCCCAAGGUGCACCGAGCCCAAGUGCCCAUAUGAACCUCUCGACCCCAGCUGAGGGGAAGACUGUCUUGAAGCCAGAAGGUGCAGAAGCCAGAGUAUGAAGUGGAAUGAAUGCUCCUGUUCUGAGAAGCACACUUGUAACUGCAUCUUUUGGAAUCUUUUUUGGGGGGUGGGGUGGGGUGGAGAUUUAUGUAUUUUAUUUCAAAGAUUCUCUGGUCACAAGUUUUCCUCAAGGAAAUUCUAAGAAAUUUGCAAUUUCUUACAGAUAAAACAUGGAAAUUUUGCCCUUAUUCCUACCCCCUUCCCCUCUUUUUUAGUUUUAAUUUAUUGGUUAAACCCACGGUGGCAAUCCGUUAGGUGUGUCAAAGAGUGUACAGAUGUAUGUGUGUAUAUCGUAUGUAUGCUAACCUUACUUAAGGACACAUUUUAAUAAAGAUUUCUGUUGCAAUUCAA
Hipposideros armiger (great roundleaf bat) is the source of this 2424-nucleotide messenger RNA. It is a transcript of the gene RNF19B, whose product is annotated as ring finger protein 19B. The record is from RefSeq and is a predicted model, not a curated record. The coding region runs from base 312 to 2072 and encodes 586 amino acids. Gene Ontology annotation, molecular function: ubiquitin-protein transferase activity; zinc ion binding. Gene Ontology annotation, biological process: protein ubiquitination. Lineage: Eukaryota; Metazoa; Chordata; Mammalia; Chiroptera; Hipposideridae. The transcript is spliced from 9 exons.